Messenger RNA from Python bivittatus (Burmese python), 2693 nucleotides. Lineage: Eukaryota; Metazoa; Chordata; Lepidosauria; Squamata; Pythonidae. The record is from RefSeq and is a predicted model, not a curated record.
GGCAGGGAAAAAGAGUCCAGGAGUCCUGUCAAGCACUGGACUCUGUAAACAGGAUUGGAACUGUACGAUCAAUCAGACUUUGCUCCUGACUUUUAAUCUAUCUGUUUAAAAGGGGAGGUAAAGCAAAAGAAGAAGAAAUUGGGGUGCAUGUGUGCAUGCAAGCACGUGCCCACCCACAUGUGUAUCCCACCCAGUGGUUGUAUUACACUGAUACACAACAUUGCAAUUCAAUGAAAGGUUCUCUAAUGUCAAACUGGAGGAAGAGGUUUCUUUAAAGCGAUAGAUAGCUUUUCUAACAUCGAUGAGAGUGAAUGCGUUUUUCCAAGGUUGGCAGUUUUUGCAACCUGGGGCAAACAAGCCAAAUUGCCCCAAAUCUUUUUGAGAUUGCCAGAUUUUGUGUGAUUUCAGCAGUUCGCCGCGGCGCCUCUUCUACAGCAGUCAUGGUGCCACAGAAGCCGUCAGAACAAAGUAAAUCACCGUUUGCAGCCCUCCUGCUCCAAAAAUACUUUAGCGUAAUUAGUUCCACGGUGAGCUUUGUGCCAAAGCCUGCCUUUGAACCUCUUAGUCCAAUUCCAGCAUUCUGGACAAUUGGCUCCGGCCAAUUUCAGAGGCACUUCGAGGCUCUAGUGGCUUCCCGCAACAAAUGUCUUUAUGUAUUCUCACCUAUCUAAUGUUUCAAGCUGGUAUGCUAAUUUAAUUCUGCAGACUUGGCAUAACGCAUAAAAUAGAGGGGUAGGGCUUUUAUUAGCAACCAAGUCAAGAACGUUGCCUGGCGGCUGCCACAAAACCAGUUCACUAAUUAAAUAAAACAUGGAAAGUAGCUAAAUUGGAGAGAUGGGUGGCUUAUUUAAAAUAAAGAAAAUACUCUGGAAAGGAAGGGUUCUGGUAUGGAGACCUUCUGUAUAGUGCUAAUCAGUAUACCGUUCUUGUAAGUGUAAGAUCACUGUACUUUUGCACUGCAGUUAGCUGUCUGGGUUUACGUGAAGUGCAUCCAGUGAAAACAUUGUCUAAAAGUCACCGUUUGGGGCCAUCCUCUCCACCUUUUGGAGCCUGCUCUAAUCCUCAGCUUCAAGAGAAGCUUUUGGAAGAACAUGGAGCCUAUCGCUGAGUGGUGUCAGUUACCCCCCAAGGAUGCUGCUAAGAUGCCUGAAAGUGCCUGGAAGUUGACUUUCUACAGCAUCUCCUGGUCGUACGGCACUUACUUGCUCUUCUUUGCUGGAUACCCCUUUUUCCAUGACCCACCUUCUGUCUUUUAUGAUUGGAAAAAGGGGAUAGAGGUGCCGAUGGACAUUGCAGUCGCCUACCUAAUGCAAGGCAGUUUUUAUUGCCAUUCUAUCUACGCCACUCUGUACAUGGAUGCCUGGCGCAAGGACUCGGUUGUCAUGCUCAUUCACCACGUGGUUACUCUGACCCUCAUCAUUUUGUCCUAUGUUUUUAGAUACCACAACAUUGGGAUUCUCGUGCUCUUCCUUCACGACAUUAGCGACAUCCAGCUGGAGUUUACCAAACUCAAUGUUUACUUCAAGUACCGGGGUGGCAUUUACCACCGUUUGAACGAUACCAUGUCUAAUGCUGGCUGCGUCUCCUUCAGCAUUAGUUGGUUCUGGUUCCGUUUAUACUGGUUCCCCCUGAAGGUGCUUUAUGCCACGUGCCACACCAGCCUGCAGUCUGUCCCUAACAUCCCUUUUUACUUCUUCUUCAACACGCUGCUCUUCAUCCUCACGCUAAUGAACAUCUAUUGGUUCCUGUACAUUGUUGUCUUUGUGGCCAAAGUUUUGCUUGGACAAGUCCAGGAGGUGAAGGAUGUACGGGAAUAUGACAUUGAUGCUGCCUCUAAGAAGACAGACAGGGAACUUCACCUCUACAACUCUUGGAAGGAUGGAAAUCAUCUAAAGAACGGCAUUGUGAAAGACAAGCGGUUAUAGAGGUUGCUCACUGGACCACAUUGCACAGAGCCAGACUCUGGAGAAACCUGCAAGGACCCCUUCGUUCAAACUCCAGCCUCCUCAAGGGGGCCAAAGAAACAGAGCUGCCACCCUACCCCACCCAGGGUUGACAACUAGUGCUAGCUGGGGAGCAAUGUCCCAGGAUGAUUUACCAAUUUUCUUUUUUAAACCCUCUGGGGUUGGAUUCAAGCUGGAUUUCCGUUAACAGUGAUGGAACUAGAAGUAGAAGGAGGCCGAUGAUGUGUCAUUUUGUGAUGUCAGGUUGGAGCAGGGCAUUCACACAGAGAGUAGCUGCUUCCACCCUUUGGUGCAUCAGUGGGCCCUAGUAGGAAGAGCUCCCACCAGGGUGGAGGGAUGAGGAACCGUCACUUUUCUGUGGUCUCUGCCCAGCAGGGCCCUCUCUGUGAUGGCCCCAAGAAGGCGGAACUGCUUCCCCCUUGAUUCAGGACUCCUGAUUGGUUAAGAGAAAUAAGGGGGAACCCCUUCAGAAUCUCCAGCUGGCAAAGGCAAUGGUGGAAGAGUAAAAGCACAUGUGUGAAUCGAUGAAUUUUCAGCCUUGCAAAUUUGGGUUGAAAAGGAGUAUCCCACAAUGCCCUGUGGCACUUUUAUCACUGUUCCCUUUUCUAAACAAUGUUUUUUCCUGCCCUUUGUUCUGGUUGGGAGAGGAAAAUGGGGUGGUGGUACUUUAUGUCUCUGUGUGUGUUGGUUUAAGUUGUAUAUAAAAUAAGGCUUGAAUUCACAGUACAA